GACUGAAGCUAUAGAGUCUGGGCUGUUGCCACCCCGUACUAUUCACAGCGCCGACCGACUCCUGUACGCAAGGACAAGAUGGCCGGUUGGUUAGUACAAGCACUUGGCGUGCUCGCUCUCUCGGUGGCAUCCGCACACAGUUUGGGACUUAUGCCCCCUAUGUCGCCGAUCAUGCCUCUCGGAAAAGGGUUCGGAAAGAUGGGCUUCGGCAUGGGGAAAGUCGGUUUCCCAAUCCCAGGCAUGGGAAUUGGCGGAGGCAUGUUCCCGCCCAUGAAAGGAGGAUUCGGAGGAGGAGGAUUCCCAGGGGGUUUCGGGGGCGGGUUUGGAGGAGGGUACGGAGGAGGAGGCUUUGGAGGGGGCGGGGGCUUCGGAGGGGGCGGGGGAUUUGGAGGGGGCGGCGGAUUUGGAGGACAAGGAGGCGGCGGUUUCGGGCCCGGGUUGCUCACCUGCAUCGCCAAAGACCAGACAGAUCUUACGAGCCAGGUCCGGCUCACACUCACCCGGACUCGCCGCAUGGGCGGAGGAUUCGGUGGCGGCGGAUUUGGUGGCGGUUUCGGCGGGGGAUUCGGUGGGGGAUUCGGUGGCGAUGACGGCUUUUUUGAUGAUGAUCCUUUCGACGACGACAAUGGCAUGUUCGGUGAGGAUGGUGGUGGUGAUGACGACAGCGAGUUCAGGGUGGACGGUACCUUCGUGCCGGGUAUCGGCGUCACAAAGGCGGGAACCUACCUGGUCGUGAUCACCACGUACGGUCGUAUCGCUGACGGAUGUUCCGCCGAGUCCUUGGGUCCGAUCCUCAGCAUCAGAGGCGGCUUCGGAGGAGGAUACGGAGGAGGAUACGGCGGCGGUUACGGUGGCGGUUACGGCGGUGGUUUCGGCGGCGGGCCCUACAACAGGUUUGGCCAGAACUUCUGGCAAGGCGGCGGCGGCUACAACCAGCAACCGUUCGGACAGCUCUCAAACCCGGCCAUCAUAGGCGGAAGCGCCACUGUCUACUCCACUCACAUCACCGGCAUCUCCAGGAACAACCUCCUUGGUCGUGGCAUCGCUCUCUGCAGGGGAAUCAGCAACGGCCGCUGCCAGGGCUUCAUCCCCUACUGCUGCACCAUCCAGAGAGACAGCCUGUCUGCAAUGGAACUUUUCGUCGGCAACAACGAUGCUGACUCCGAUUUCGACUUCCCUCUAGGUGGAGGUGUUUCCACGGCGCCCUUCCCGCUCGGUGGCGGUGACGCUCUGGGUAUCCGGUCCGCGGGUGGUGCCGGCGGUUUGACCGGUGUGGCGACCACGGGUGGCCUCUUCCAGUGAGCACCCGACCCCCACGCCCCUUGCGAUGUCAUCAGAAAUCAAAGGGCCUGCGUAUUUUCACCAGCGUCAAGACCACUUUCUCAUCCUACCCCAGACAGCGAAGAUUGCCAUAGUUCUAAGUGAAAAACACUUAACGAAAAGAAAAAAAAACUUACUUCGACGCUCUCUUUUAGAAGGCGGGUUUGAGACUUGUGGGUCCUUAAAAAACAAACAAACAACGUACUGCCUCUUAAUCCCUCCUUGCCAAACGAUUAACACCUUUAAAAAUGGGGCCAUCAGAUUUAAGAAAUUGAAUCAGAAAAAGAACCCUAUAAGCAUCACUUCAUGAUUUCUAUUGUCCAAACCUUUACACGUAAAUUAAUAUCUUCACGAAUAGAAUAAUCUACUGUCACCACAACCAUCAUUUCUCGAUUAAUCAGUACAUCCGUACCACCACCGUUCAACGUUGCCAACUCUUUCUGACAAAGCUCCAAUAAAAAUCCUACUAACGUAUGGAGACAUUUCCCACACCCACCAAGGCCAGAUAUAAGCCGUAUCUCUUAAAAAUGUGGCAAAAGUUGAUUUUUCUUGAUCUUCUGUAACGCCGAGGUACCUUGGGGUGAGACUGUCUGUUCCCCCGCUCUUCCUCUGUAUCCCUCGCCCAAUCUUUUUCCCCAUUCAGUACAAUACAGCAUACAAUACAGCAUCUCCGCUGCUUGACAAAGUGAGUGUAUUGCCCUCUACUGCAAGAACAGUUUACCAAAUACCUACCCCCCCAAAAAAAAUUAAUUAAAAAAUCUCCCUCCCGUCCAAGCAAUAUGGCAUAAAACCUACUCCACAGCACUAUCAUACCUCCUCAUUUUAUGUGUUAGCGCUGAUUCUCAGACGUUUUCUUCUUUGCAGCACUAGCACAAACAAAUUAAAUGUAAUAAAUUAAAGCACUUAAGUUCACCUGUACCAGUUCCCUGUUGUCGAAUAUCUUUGCUAUACAAGCCUCAGGAAAGUUCCAUCCAGUUACUGACGAAUCUGAUUCUCAUUAUCUGUUAUCCUAGGCCCUUUAGGAUGUUCUGUUGAUCAAAGGUAAACAAUAACGACAGGUACAGUGGCCACCUAAAGAAUUUCCCCUUCGAAAAUGGCGUCAAUUUUAAGUGUCAUCCGAUCUUGAAUAAGGCUAGGGAAGGAAAACAAUAUAUUCGAGACAAUCAACCUUUACUAAUGUUUAUACUGCUGAAUGUGUUUGUCCUGAUGUCCUUGUCUUUUGCUGAAUAUUUGUUGAACCUUUUCUUACCACACGGUCGCACGCUCAUGCCGCUUUUGACAGUAUGAUGAUAUUAUCGUCACCUUGCCUUUCCAUGUUUGUUACAUUCCAUGUCGGUAUAAAUAUGAACGGGAAGGGUCGGUUUUGCAACCACAGCCCAUUACCGAAGGGUUGGUCUAAUUUCGAAUAAUGUUAUCCUACCCGCGCCUCAGUCAGGUGGUGUAUUCAUUUAUUAUUUUAUGACAACCGCUACAGUUUCUUUUUUUUGUGGAAAACUUUUGAUGUUCUCUUGUCAACACCUUUUAAAUUUUUCCGUUGCUUCAAUACUAAUUUCUGUCCCACCCUACUGCGAUAUUUCGCCCUGACCAC
Aplysia californica (California sea hare) is the source of this 2908-nucleotide messenger RNA. RefSeq names its product glycine-rich cell wall structural protein-like. Lineage: Eukaryota; Metazoa; Mollusca; Gastropoda; Aplysiida; Aplysiidae. The transcript is spliced from 3 exons. The coding region runs from base 79 to 1302 and encodes 407 amino acids. The record is from RefSeq and is a predicted model, not a curated record.